GAGGAAGAGGAAGGAGGGGGAAGGAGGAAAGGCGCGGGAGCCAGCGGGCGGCCGGCGGACGGGGGCCCGCCAGGGACGCACUGCCGUCCUCGCCGCCGCCAUGAUGCGGUUCAUGCUCCUCUUUAGCCGGCAGGGGAAGCUACGCCUCCAGAAGUGGUACUUGGCCACGUCGGACCGGGACAAGAAGAAGAUGGUGCGAGAGCUCAUGCAGGUGGUGCUGGCCCGCAAGCCCAAGAUGUGCAGCUUCCUGGAGUGGCGAGACCUCAAGGUGGUCUACAAAAGGUAUGCCAGUUUGUACUUCUGCUGUGCCAUCGAGGGACAAGACAAUGAGCUCAUCACCUUGGAACUCAUCCAUCGAUAUGUCGAACUGCUGGACAAAUACUUUGGCAGUGUGUGUGAGCUGGACAUCAUCUUCAACUUUGAGAAGGCCUACUUCAUCCUGGAUGAGUUCCUGAUGGGGGGGGAGGUGCAGGACACCUCCAAGAAGAGCGUCCUGAAGGCCAUUGAACAGGCGGACCUCUUGCAGGAGGUAGAGGAGGAUGAGUCACCCCGAAGCGUGCUGGAGGAGAUGGGCCUGGCGUAGCGGAUCGCCUCAGUGGAUUUCAGGCCUUCUCCCCCCACUCUCUCCCCUCACUGCCACUUGCCCCCUUUCCUCCUGGUGCACAGGAGGCCCUGGGCUGCUGCCCCACAGGCUCCCCAGUCUGCCCCACUCAAGGGAACCCUGCUGUUCUGGGCUGCCAGGACCCAUAAACUCUACUGUGUAAAUACCGAACCCAACUCUAUAGGGAGAGAUGCACUUGAGCAAUGCGGGGGGG
Elgaria multicarinata webbii is the source of this 815-nucleotide messenger RNA. RefSeq names its product adaptor related protein complex 1 subunit sigma 1 (gene AP1S1). The transcript is spliced from 5 exons. Gene Ontology annotation, molecular function: clathrin-cargo adaptor activity. Gene Ontology annotation, cellular component: membrane coat; AP-1 adaptor complex; intracellular membrane-bounded organelle. The record is from RefSeq and is a predicted model, not a curated record. Gene Ontology annotation, biological process: intracellular protein transport; vesicle-mediated transport. Bases 101 to 583 code for a protein of 160 amino acids. NCBI's taxonomy places the organism in Eukaryota, Metazoa, Chordata, Lepidosauria, Squamata, Anguidae.